This is a messenger RNA of Entrophospora candida, 706 nucleotides long. The record is from the annotation of a GenBank genome assembly. NCBI's taxonomy places the organism in Eukaryota, Fungi, Glomeromycota, Glomeromycetes, Entrophosporales, Entrophosporaceae.
UGAAGAAGAGGAAGGAGAAUCAUCAAAAUCAGCAGCCGAGAUGGAAACUGUAAAGGGCUUAUUUAGUGACGCUGAAUGGGCCGAAUUAACAAAAGAGGACCAAUUAAAAAAUUUUGAAAUAUCGGAUGAAUUGGCUAAACAUAUGAUUACUUAUAAAAAGAAUACGUUAAAAGAGAUUAGAAGCAAUCUCAUGAAAUCUUAUCUUAAAGAUGGAGAAACUUAUGAUCAUUCUUUGCACUAUGAUAAAGAAUGGAUCCAUCAGUCAGUAAGAGCUCUAGUGAAUUUAUGGGAAAAUGAUUUUUCACCUUUAUCAAGAGCACAAUAUGAAAAUUGGUAUACUGAUCUAGAAAGAAAAAUUGAUGGUAAUAUUUAUACCAUGGAACAAAACAUCGAAUUGGGUGCGAUCAAGUCGGCCCAACUAUUCAAGGAUGAAUAUGAUCAAAAAUACCUUCACAAGUCAUUCAAAAUGCCAAAAACUUUGAGGGAUAUGCUCAGCAAUUUGAUCAAAUGUCUCAACUUUGACCAAAAAAAAAGUAAUUCCUUACAAAUUGUAGGAUUACUACAUUUUGGCUUGAGAUUUCAAUUUGUCAAGAUGUGGCGGGCUGGUGGAUCCAUCACAAUAUUCAAAAAAAGUAAUGAAGUUCAUCACAUAUCAUCAAAAUUUGAUCCAGUUGGUAUUCAGAGCUUUUUUAAAUUGUUAGCGGAG